Puccinia graminis f. sp. tritici CRL 75-36-700-3 is the source of this 2587-nucleotide messenger RNA. RefSeq lists its product as uncharacterized. Gene Ontology annotation, cellular component: RNA polymerase II transcription regulator complex. Gene Ontology annotation, biological process: positive regulation of transcription by RNA polymerase II. Bases 1 to 1659 code for a protein of 552 amino acids. Gene Ontology annotation, molecular function: DNA-binding transcription factor activity; protein dimerization activity. The record is from RefSeq and is a predicted model, not a curated record. The transcript has 2 exons. Lineage: Eukaryota; Fungi; Basidiomycota; Pucciniomycetes; Pucciniales; Pucciniaceae.
AUGUCUAGUCAUUAUUUAGCAAUGUCCGCCUAUAAUGGUUUUUCUAACUUUAUGAAUAACCAACCCACUUCGGCCCCUAGCACCUCGGAAAACUCCUCCGGAUGCUCCUCCCCACCAUGUUUCCGCUUAGGAGACACUCAGACAGCUCCUUUGCCUGAGAACCCGCAGCAACCCACUGGGCUUGCGGAUGAAGAAGAUCUCGGGGAAGAUGAUGCGCUCGAUGGAUGUUUCCAAUCCAAUCCUACUGAUUCCAAGGCCCGAUCGAAUUAUCACCCAUACGCUAGAAAUGAGGCCAAGAAUUCCGGUGGCCAAGGCUCGAAAUUGAAAGCCACUACCGCCGAGAGACGAGCUACUCACAACGCCAUCGAACGCGCCCGUCGAGAGUCUUUGAACGGCCGAUUCCUCGAGCUUGCUCGUGCAUUACCCACCAUGCAGAGCGUCAAACGUCCCAGUAAAAGUGUCAUUGUCAACAAAAGCUUAGAAUGGAUCUGUGAAUCUCAGGUCCGUGAAUAUGAAUUAGCACGCGAGAACGCCUUUCUUCGCAACCAGAUCAAUGAAUUAAGAGCCCAACUUCAGAUGGAACCAUUGCCACCGACCCGCUUAUUGAUGCCACAGACCCAGCAAGUCUCCUACGGUUUGGCUGGCGUCCAUCCAACUGGAGCCACCACCGGGCUUGAGACUACUCGCAACUUCAGUUCCUCCGGCCCGUACUCUUUGCCAUCCCAGCAACCAUUAAUGACUCAACGCUCCAAUAGCAUUAGCUCGAAGUACCAAACUCUACCUGGAUCGAAUCCUGCUGAAGGACAGUCAUCCCCCCCGACACAAUCGGCGAUGAGCCGUCAACCAGCGGCCGGUCCGUUCUCAGUCCGACAGCCUUCGAUGGCUCAAGGUUAUCUGUCACCGAGGAGCAUGUACGAGUCUAAUGAAGGAGUCGAACGAACGCUCGAGGAAAGUAAGAAAGCCUUGAGCUCUCAAUCCUUUGGGUCGAUUCAAGCAGCCGUCGAUGAGAAAGUCUCUACCUCGGUCUAUCUUCCCGGACUCUCGCUCCACGCGGAUUCGGGCUCACCCUUCCAGAGCUUAUCCGAGCCGGAAGGUCCGUUGAGUACCGCGAGUAGCUCGCCCAACCGUCUGCGAUACUUCUCGAGCUCUGGUAGCUCGGAUGGCAGUGACAAGAGCGCCUCUGGAGUUGAUUACCCUAGUGCUGCUACUGGCCCAUUUGGUGGGCCGCGUAAGUCGCUCGUCCGGGCCUCUGUUGACCAACUCAACCCUGGUGGUGGUGGUGGGCAAGUGGAGAUGAAUGGGGGUAAUAAUCCGAUCGUCUCUACGGAAGUCCCGCUUCCAAUCGAGCCUUUCGAAGCCGCUCAUCAUCAUCCGUCAAGCGUCCAGCAGUCUUCCUCGCCAUCCAGCGCCUUGGCCGGGUUCGUCCAGUCCGCCUACAACCCCGACCCCAGCAGUACUAGCGGUCUGGCCCAUCAUCAUCAAGACCUCUUCGGCUCCGCGCAAUCGACGCUCUCCAGUCUGCCCCGUCAUGGGCUCAUCAAUGGCUCGAACCUGCUCCCUCCGGGUCAAGCUGCUUCGUUCCCGCAACUGGGCUCGAACGAUCUCUCUUCUGGUUCUACUAAUGGGUUCCCCAUCGGCGCCCCCUGGGUCUGGGGUUGAUCUCGUGUCUCCUCCUCUUGCUUUGUUUGUGUCUUCUUGUUGUGCUGCUUCCUGCCUCAUUCGCACUGUAUCAUCUAUUGAGCAAUCUCUGUCUUUACUUUGCGAUCUCUCUCUCUUUCUUUCCUUUUACACAUCUUUCUCUCUUUCCCCCCCCCCUUCCAAUACCCCAAGUUAUUUCUGUCGGUCUAUCAUCAGUCUUGUCGACUGUUUUUUUUUUUUUUUCUUUCACACGCUUUACUCUGUUUGGUUCUUCUCUGCCUGCUUCCCUCUUUUCAGGGGGAUCAUAUAUAAACAGUGUUAUGCUUAUCUAUAUAUAUAUAUGUGUGUGUUGGUGUGUGUAUCCGAGCUUGGUUAUGAGGGGCCACAAAUCAAAGAAUAAAAGAAGAGGAGGAGGAGGAGGAGACUGGCCCGCUGAAGAGUGUCCGUCUGGCCUGCUUCUCUCGUUCGGGUCUCCUCUCUCUUUCUGGAAAUCCUUGCCACAAUCAAGCUUGGUCUUUUUCUUUUCUUUUUCUUACUAUUAUUAUCGGUUUAUUCUUUUUUGGUUGUUCCCCUUCGAAGACAUUUUUGAGCCUGUUAUCCACUUUUUUGUUUUUUGACAUUCCUCUCUCUCUUUCUCUUUCUCUCUUUUUUUUUUGAUUGGUUUGGAUCUUUUUUUCUUUCCAUCUCAUUUACAUUUACAUUUACAUUCAUUCAUUUUUUUUUUUUUUGGUUGGUUGUUUUUCUUUCUUUUUUGCUAUUUAAUUUUUCUUUUCUUUUAUAAAAAAAUCAAAUCUAUAAAAAAAAAAUUGUUUAUAUACAAGACAGACAGACUUGCAUAUUUUUGGAAGAUGGAAGCUGGGUAAGGCCGAUGAUGGGGUACUCUCUUGUUGACCAGCAAGCAAGAAAACAAAAGAAGAAUUGAUAUCGGUGGACGGAUGUGUGUGUCCAG